Messenger RNA from Vanrija pseudolonga, 664 nucleotides. RefSeq names its product putative allantoinase 1 (gene allB1). The transcript has 2 exons. The record is from RefSeq and is a predicted model, not a curated record. Lineage: Eukaryota; Fungi; Basidiomycota; Tremellomycetes; Trichosporonales; Trichosporonaceae. Bases 21 to 632 code for a protein of 203 amino acids.
CAACCACUCUCCAAGCCGCCAUGUCCCUCCCGCCGCUCGCCGACCUAGCAAACAACGACGCGCUCCACUCGGCCCUCUCGACGCUCUUCGAGCCUACCCCAGCACUGGAACACACCCUCCUCCCUGCCGUCUCGGCGCGCCUCAGCACCUCCCCUGCGCAGUCGUACGGCGCGCUCGUGGACCUGUGCGCCGAGGUCGCUCUGCAGUGGGACUGGGGGGACAAGGCGGCCUUCGUUGCCGGCCACCCGAUGAUCGGCGAGGUGAAGGGCCUGUCGGCGCACAGCGCGAAGGAGCAAGGGGUCAAGCCCACUGCGCCCGUCGUCCUGGCCCGCCUCGCCCACCUCAACGCGCUGUACAACGCUGUCUUUCCAGGCCUCAGGUACAUCACCUUCGUGAACGGGCGUACCCGCGCCCAGAUCGUACCCGAGCUCGAAGAGGCCAUCGGGCUGCCCCUGUCCCCUGUGCCGCUGCCGGACGACUUUGAGGCCGGCGUACCUUCGCUCGAGUCGGACGAGGUGCGCAAGCUCGUACGGGAUCCGUCUGGCGAACAGUGGAAAGCAGAGUGCGAUCGCGCCAUUGCCGAUGUGUGGCUCAUCGCCCACUCGCGCCUCCAGAACAUGGGCCUGGAGUAGACUGCAGCAUCAACCAAACCGAACCAACGCAC